GUCAAUAUAACCAGAUUCAAGGCAAGGUAACUCAUGGACGACAUAUUCAGCACCCGGAUUGUGCCAAGGAUGAAAAUCCAUAUGCACAAGGCUUGGUGCAUUAACAACGAUUCUCGGCAAGACAUUACCGAACAUGAACAACCCCCUCAGCUUCACAUUCUUCAGCGACGAAGAUUCUAUGUAAACGGUUGUUGCAUCAUCCAAUGUUCUAAAGCGUUCAAUGCCUAGUGUCUCCAGAACAGGAGAACCAGAAAUGAGACUGCGCAACGUAGAACUAGACCCUGAGAUUUCACGAAGUUCUAAUACCUUGAGACAUGGGAGCCAAAUGUGUGCAGCAUCAUCAACACCAAG
Molecule: messenger RNA, 351 nt
Organism: Linum tenue
Lineage: Eukaryota; Viridiplantae; Streptophyta; Magnoliopsida; Malpighiales; Linaceae
Source: the annotation of a GenBank genome assembly